This is a messenger RNA of Rodentolepis nana, 687 nucleotides long. NCBI's taxonomy places the organism in Eukaryota, Metazoa, Platyhelminthes, Cestoda, Cyclophyllidea, Hymenolepididae. The record is from the annotation of a GenBank genome assembly.
AUGGCACAAAAGGCAUUUGAGAGAAUUUACUCGGAAAUCGACUCCGAAAAUAAAGGAUUUAUUACCUUAGACGAAUUGAAGGACUUCGCUGACCGCGAAAAUAAGGGCGAGAAAUUUGUCGAAGUGAACAUGCUUCAAACUGAAAGUUUACAAAGGAGUUUUCUGUCCGCUUAUGCGGAAAUAGAUCAGGAUAGACGAGGUUUUAUUACCCACGAAGAUCUAAACAAGUUCGCAGAAAAUGCCGAUCUUCCUGAGUCAUUCACGGAACGGUGGAUCACGCUUUUUGAUCCGGAUAAAACGGGGAGCUUUACAUACAAGCACUUUUGCAAAGUUAUUGGCCUAGAUAAAACGAACCCCCAAUCCCCAGGUCCAACAGCUAUAAAAGAGCUCGUGGAUUACAAAUGCUCAUUAACACCGAAGCAAAAGAUGGAUGUGUCAAAAUUUAUUGAUAAUGAAUACAAAGUGGAAGAUUCUAGUGGAUCCAUUCAACAGUUGCUGAUUUAUAUGGACAAACAACACGGACCUCGAUGGAGAAGUCGAAUUAUUUUGGAUGAACACAAUAUUCCUGCUGUCGACGCAGUGGGUAAGCAAGUCUACGCUUUCAGUCCUGACGGGGGUCAGCACAAGUACUUAAUUUGGAAGCAGAAGGAAAAGAAAUCUGGUGGUUGUUGUGCUUGUUUUGUUUAA